GAACCAAGCAGCGUUGCUGCCGCCGCCGCAGCUGCAACCGGAGUUGGAGGAGGGAGAAGCCAGGAAGAAAAUGGCGGCUGUGGCUGCAGAGGCGGCAGCGACUGCAGCGUCCCCCGGGGAGGGGGGCGCCGGCGAGGCCGAGCCGGAGAUGGAGCCCAUCCCCGGCAGCGAGGCCGGCACUGACCCCCUCCCGGUCACGGCCACUGAAGCGUCCGUGCCGGACGGCGAGGCAGACGGGCAGCAGUCAGCUCCUCAGGCCGACGACCCGCCGCUCCCGCCGCCGCCGCCGCCGCCAGGGGAGCUCGCCCGCAGCCCGGAGGCAGCGGGGCCGGAGCUCGAGGCUGAGGAGAAGCUGCCCGUCCGAGUUCCGGAGCCGGCGGCAGUUGCUCCUCAGGAAGGACCCGACCUUCCUCCCUCCCCUGCGCCGCCCGAGCAGCCCCCGGCUCCGGAGGAGCGCGAGGAGACGCCGCUGCCCCAGCCCGCAGCCCCGGCGCUCGUGCCGCCGGCGGGCGGGGACUCCGCGGUGUCGCAACUGAUCCCGGGCUCAGAGGUGCGGGUCACGCUGGACCACAUCAUUGAGGACGCGCUCGUCGUGUCGUUCCGCCUGGGGGAGAAGCUCUUCUCAGGGGUCCUCAUGGAUCUGUCCAAAAGGUUUGGGCCUCAUGGGAUCCCUGUGACAGUAUUUCCCAAAAGGGAAUAUAAGGAUAAACCGGAAGCCAUGCAGCUGCAAAGUAACACAUUCCAAGAAGGGAUAGAGGUCAAGCGCGAAGUGAAUGGUGCUGCUCUUGAGGAACCUUCUCCUGUCCCACCGCCUGAGCUGAACUUGGCUGAAAGCUUGUGGACUUCCAAACCACCACCUCUCUUCCACGAAGGAGCACCUUAUCCUCCCCCUUUGUUUAUCAGGGACACAUAUAACCAAUCAAUACCUCAGCCACCUCCUCGGAAAAUUAAGCGACCCAAACGAAAAAUGUACAGGGAAGAACCCACAUCAAUAAUGAAUGCUAUUAAACUACGCCCCAGGCAAGUCCUAUGUGAUAAAUGUAAAAACAGUGUCGUUGCUGAAAAAAAGGAAAUCAGAAAAGGUAGUAGUGUAAGUGACUCUACUAAAUAUGAAGACAAAAAGCGGAGAAAUGAAAGUGUAACUACUGUGAACAAAAAACUGAAAACUGACCAUAAAGUGGAUGGGAAAAACCAAAAUGAAAGCCAGAAAAGAAAUGCCGUGGUUAAAGUUUCCAAUAUUGCUCACAGCAGAGGCAGAGUAGUUAAAGUUUCUGCUCAGGCAAAUACAUCAAAAGCUCAGUUAAAUACUAAAAAAGUGCUCCAGAGUAAGAAUAUGGAUCAUGCGAAAGCUCGGGAAGUGUUGAAAAUUGCCAAAGAAAAGGCACAAAAGAAGCAAAGUGAAACCUCUACUUCCAAAAAUGCGCAUUCAAAAGUCCAUUUCACACGUCGCUAUCAGAAUCCUAGCUCAGGUUCCCUUCCUCCCCGGGUUCGUUUAAAACCACAGAGGUACAGGAAUGAAGAAAAUGACUCUUCUCUGAAGACGGGACUUGAGAAAAUAAGGAGUGGCAAGAUGGCGCCCAAACCCCAGUCCCGCUGCACCUCUACCCGCUCAGCAGGUCUCAACAAAUGGCAGCUAUUACAUCAGACAGUGACGAGUCCUGCUGCUCCCUAACAGUGUCUGACAGACCACUGUGGAUUCAGACUGGGAGCAUUGAAGUUAACAGUGAAACGGGCAGGUCUGUCUGUCUUAAGCCCUGCCACAAAGAGAAGAGGCACAAAGACAUUAGCAGGCUGCUGGUUUCAUGGACCCGUACCACAAUGACAGAGAACACCAGAACAUCAGGACGGAAGGAAAUUGGAGAUUUUAAAAGCUGCACUAAGAAGUAAAUGUUAAGGCAGUGGUUAAAACCAACAGUCUAUAAAGGGGCACUUGCAAAUUGUGCUAUAUUAAGCUGAAGAAAAGGUAUUAGGGAAUAUUUUAUAACAAGCUAUUGCAAUAAAAUAUGCAUGAGAUGAGGAGAAAAGUGAUGUGAAAUAUACAUAGAAGAGCUCGCUUGAAGAAUGUGAAGUUUAUAUCAGUACAGUUUGGAAAGGCCCAAGAGGUGUGGGAUGAUAGGGAAAUAUUGAAGUAUUUUUCAUACUUAAACUUUGUGCUUUCUCCAAGGUUUAGUCAGUUCCAACUUGAGCAAAGGUAUUUCUAAGAUGGCUUGCCUAUGAAACAGCAAUGGUCACGUAUGCUAAGGCCAAUGUUUCCUUCAGUGUGCCAGGAAAGAGGAUUCAGCAUCCUGCAGAGAGGAUGGCAAAGUGCCCCAGCCCACUCCUACCCCACCCCACCCACAAAAUGGGGAUCUUUUCCUUCUUGAAUAAAGCAGGGCUGUAUUUUGAAUAUAUGUUUGCUUGUUAGAACAUAUUAAGAUGUAUUUAUUUGCCACUAGUAUUUAACAUUUUGUGCACAUUUUCAUUAAUACAUUCUUUCAUAUUUUGAUUCAAAGUGGAUAGGCUAAUGUUGAUCUUGGAGUUAACAUGUACACUCUAAGAACUACUGAGCUGGGAAACUUAUUGUUUCUGUCCUUACUGAUUGAUCUUGUUCAGAAAAGGUGACAACAUCUGAAUUUUGAUGUGGACCUCUCCCCAAGGAGCCCCUCCUCUGUGAGCUCAAGGGAUUCUCACAGAUAUCAGGUAGGAUGUGGUCCCACAGCGGGUGAAUAGCAGAACAGAUCCAUGGAGAGAUUGUCACACUUUUUGUGCAUGAAACUUAAGUUCUUAAUAGAGACCAUAGUUUUUUUCUUAUAUUUGGUAAAUACAUAUUCUGAAAAGUCUUUUCUUUUUUAAUGAAUGGAGAAAAGAAGAGAAAAACACAUGGACUUGUUAGUACUACAUUUUUAAGGCAUUUUAUAUUUGAUGGUGCUGUACUUUUAAUAAUAAAACUGAGGUUUUUUAGUGGCAAUACUGAUUUAUUUUUUAAACCAGAAAGAUAAUCCAUAUUGAAUACAUAUUACAAAAAAAAGCAAAGAAAAAAUGCCAAAAAUAAAACCCACAAAAUUCAUUUGAAGCAAUGAAACAGGUUACUGAGCACUUGGCCCAGGUAUUCAAACAUCCAUAAUAUCACUGUAUUUUGGAAUUACCUAGUAGCCCCAAUCUCAGGACUUACCAAAGGUUCUGGGAGUUUUGAGCAUUUAGCAUAGCUGACUACAAUUUGUUUUUACCACUCAAGAAGGAAAAGCAGGUAGUCUUGUGUCUAAUGAUCUUAAUGCAAAUCCCAAUUACAUUGCAUGUAACUUAAAGUUUCAACUACACUAUAAAUUUAUCUUUUUGGAAAAGUCCCUAUCAUGAAAUCAUAUUUUAUCACAUUGGAAAAAUAAGCUCAGGAACUGUAGCAGCAGGGAGUUCUAACAUGAAAUAUAUUACAUUACAGGGGUGCCCCACUCCGCCUGGCCUAGGGCUUUGCUUGGUUGGGCCUGUUCUUUCAAAUUAUACCACCAGCAGUAUCUUUUAGGCUCACUUCAAGAAGCAGGUAACUCCCAAGCCAUGGUGGAAUUAACACAUGGGAUUGUAUAAUCAAGAUUUUAAGUUAAGCUUUAGAAUUCAUUAUUUCUGAGGGAUGGAAAUGACCAAGUAAUAAUAAUAGGCGAAAGAAUUGAGAGAGAAAGUAUCUAUUUUCUCUCAUGACAUAUUCUGAAACAUGUUUUGGUUACAAACCGAAUUUUCAUUUUUUAAAAAAUGAAACUUGGUGAUAUUUAAAAUCUAGACUUACCAUGUUGCUAUUUCACUUUCAUUGCUUUAGUUGCUUAAUAUUUAAGCUUUGCUUCAUGCUUUUGUCUGUAUUUCAAAUCUUCACAAGCCUAUUUUGUUUCGUAGACUUGAAUGACAAAACUUGUUUUUCAUCAUGAGUAUGCUCAGAGUUAAAUGUCAAAGAAUGUUGUGUAACAUUUAUCCAAUAAAGUCUUUGAUUUUUUUAAAGUUUAGUUAUUUAAAAACUAUGUUUACUUUUAAAGGAUUUUUUUUUAAUUACAGUUAUGCAGAGGCAGAAACAGACAAACUCACCAUUCAUUUGCUGGUUCACACCCCAAAUGCCUGCAACAGCCAAAGCUGGUUCAGGCCUCCUGGGUGGGUGAAAGGGACCCAAGUACUUGAGCCACAAUAUGCUGCUUCCCAGGUACGUUAGCAGGAAGCUGUAUAAAAAGCAGAGGAGCUGGAACUCAAACCAGCACUCUGAUAUGGGAUGCAGGAUCCCAAGUGGUAGCUUAAUCUGCUGUGAUGCUUUGUGAUUUGUGUAGAGGAAGAACAGUUUACUUAGGACCCUGUGUGCAAACAUAACUUCUUAUCUGAUGGAAAUAGCCUAUCCUUCUGAACUGGAUAUAAUUAAACAUCUAAUAAUGGGUUUAUUUUAAAGAGUCCUGCCCUUAAUGGAUAAAUGAAAAGUCCGUAACAUCCAACAGAACCAAGGAACACUUGAAAAGUUAGUCGCUUAAAACCUGUCACACAGUUGGGAGUAUUGGUACUGACCCAGAAGCAUAGGUCAGUAUAGUGGUUUUUUUUUUUUUUUUUCUUUUUUUUUCCCCCAUUUCAGUAAAGCAGUACCUCAGAAGGCUGCAUGUUAUUCAAGAGUAUACAUGGACUCUCUACUUUCAAGCAUUCUCCUGUUUCACUUUAUUUGGAUGUACAAAGGAGGCCACUGAAAUCUGUCCCCUCCCCCAAUUUUCUAAGCAAUGAAAACUGAUGACAGAACCAGGAAAGGUGAAUGAGCCAUGUGCAUUUUAUCUAGCAAGACCUACCUGAGACCUGUACCAUUCCCAAUCCUGCUGUGUAAAUGUUAGUAUUUUUAUAGACACAAUUCCUACAAGGUACAGGAACAAGUGACAGAACAGAUACAUGUGAUGCUAGUCUUCAGAGAAGGAAGUCUUAAGUUCAGAUCCAUAGAACUGUAUGGGCUGUACUGUUCCUCUUAGACACACUGGGUCUAUCACCACAAAUACCGACUUCAGAGAAAACCUGUUUUCAUGCUUUUAUACCUAGUUCCUCCUUUUUGCUCUUCCAAACUUAGCUUCCGGGGCUGAAGAAUAUCAUUCAGGAAUUACUGUGCUAAAGGAAGAGCGAGCUUGAGAGAGCACAGAUAACAGGGCCAGGGGCUCCUUAACUUUUCAUUCUAUGUGGUGUCUCAGGUUUGUACUCUGCUCUUGGGGCAUUAUUAGAUUUUUCUCUUUAAAGAUCUUUCUUGGUGCCAGUGCUUUGGUGUCUACUGGGCACCAGUUCAAGUCCUGGCUGCUCCCUGCUGAUGGCCCAAGUGCUUGGUCCCCUGCACUCUUGUGGGAGACCCUGAAGAAAGAAGCUCCUGGCUUCUGAUCAGCCCAGCUCCAGCUGUUGUGGCCAUUUGGGGAGUGUAACAGUGGAUGGAAGACUUCUUUCUCUCUCUCCUUCUCUCUAUAACCCUGCCUCUGAAAUAAAUUGUUGUUUAAAAAAAGUCUUUCUGCAGGAGAUUAAAGCUGCCAUUAACUUGCACAGCUGCCUCAACAGCCCUCUUAGAUCUCCUAUCAUAGCCUUCCUCUGACAUUCCAAGUUCUGCAGUUUGUGAAACGCAGGAUUUGCAUGCCUGCUUUGCUCUUGGGGUCAGACAACUCUUGUAAAAAUAUGAGCAUAUAAAAAAACUUCAGGAUUUUUCAGGAGGUAGAAUUAAGACCUAAGUUCAUUUUGGUGCUAAAAUUUCUGAAGUCCAUGCAUACAAGAAGGUCUUUAAAAUGUUCUUGUAUGGACUGACAGUGUGGCGCCAGUUCCACUUCUGGCUGCUUCACAUCCAUUCCAGCUCCCUGCCUUAAGAUGGCCCAACUGGUUGGGCCUCUGCCAUCCAAAUGGGAGAGCCUGAAGAAGAUCCUGGCUUUAGCCUGGCGCAGCCCCACUCACAGUGGCCAUUUGAGGAGUGAGCCUCUCUCUCUAUAGCUCUGCCUUUUAAUUAAAUAAAUAAAUCUGGGGAAAAAAGAGUUCAUGUAAAACUGUAUGGAUUAAAACAUUUUGUGCACCAAAAUAAACAUACCUUUUCUUUGUUUUUCCAGAGACUUAAGGCCCCAUGUACAUCUUCCAAUUGGGUUUACUGACUUAACUGCCCGCUCCCCCUCUGUCUGGUCAGUGAAAUCCCUCUAAAGAAUCCCUGUGUUUGGGCUGGCGCCACGGCUCACUUGGCUAAUCCUCUGCCUGCGGCGCCAGCACCCUGGGUUCUAGUCCCAUUUGGGGUGCCAGAUUCUGUCCCAUUGCUCCUCUUCCAUUCCAGCUCUCUGCUGUGGCCUGGGAGUGCAGUGGGGGAUGGCCCAAUUCCUUGGGUCCUGCACCUGCAUGGGAGACCAGGAGAAGCACCUGGCUCCUGGCUUUGGAUCAGUGCGGUGCACCGGCUGCAGCAGGCAUUGCGGGGUGAACCAGUGGAAAAGGAAGACCUUUCUCUCUGUCCACUCUGCCUGUCCAAAAAAAAAAAAAAAAAAAAUCCAAGAUAACUUAAAGACCAGGAGUCUAAUGCUCACUGGCAAGGUUGAAUGCUCUAUAUCUGAGGACAUUCUGCUUGGCUGCACAAACGACUCCUUCAGAUGAUCUAUUUCUUCGACUCACUGUUGAGAAACCCUAGCUGAGCCCUCCAAAUCUGCCAGAAUUGCACACUUUCCUGAAUAAACACCACUGCACAAAGCUGCAGUAACUAGGACCAGAGUGUCUACGGUACACAGGGUAAACCCAGAUGAAUUCACUAGCCUCGAUUACCUGAGCCCAGGCUGUUGUUUCACUGCCUCCUACUGCAUUGUUUGGAACAUAGUCAUCCUAGACUUCUAAGCUAACAUGAAUUGCUGUUGGGGCCGGCGCUGUGGCAUAGCAGGUAAAGACACCACCUGCAAUGCUGGCAUCCCAUAUACGCACUGGUUUGAGUCCCUGCUGCUCUACUUCCGAUCCAGCUAUUAUGGCCUGGGAAAGCGGCAGAAGAUGGCCCAAGUCCUUGUGCCCCUGCACCCAUGUGGGAGUCCUGGAAGAAGCUCCUGGCUCUUGGUUUCAGAUCAGCCCAGCUCUGGCUGUUGUGGCCACUUGGGGAGUGAACCAGCAGAUGGAAGACUCUGUCUCUCUCUCUGCAACUGAUUUUUAAAUACAUAUUUUUUUAAAAACAUGAAUUGCUUGCUGUGUCUUAAAAUUCAUGGAUUUUUUUUAAUAUAAAGAUGAUACUGGUUAGCAAAGGAGACGGGCACUAAAGAAAGCACAGAAUCUGGAGAUGGGUAGUGGCUGGUGAGGACUGGUCACAGUGAGGCCCCUUUUGUUGUCCUGCAAUAGCAACUCAGCAGCCUCUGGCAGAAUGGUAGGUGCUCACACUGUGAAGAACACAUGCAGGGGUACUUGAACAGUUUGUGGAAAUGCACAUUAUUGAGAACAUGCAUCAGCUGGUUUACUCGCAGUGCUCCAGUGUCUAGAACUGCCUGGGGCUGAAGCUGAGAACUGCAAAUUUAAAUCAGGGCUCCCA
Lepus europaeus (European hare) is the source of this 7480-nucleotide messenger RNA. RefSeq names its product PWWP domain containing 2A (gene PWWP2A). The transcript has 4 exons. The record is from RefSeq and is a predicted model, not a curated record. Gene Ontology annotation, molecular function: chromatin binding; histone binding. Bases 71 to 1672 code for a protein of 533 amino acids. NCBI's taxonomy places the organism in Eukaryota, Metazoa, Chordata, Mammalia, Lagomorpha, Leporidae. Gene Ontology annotation, cellular component: nucleus.